Messenger RNA from Porites evermanni, 2025 nucleotides. The record is from the annotation of a GenBank genome assembly. Lineage: Eukaryota; Metazoa; Cnidaria; Anthozoa; Scleractinia; Poritidae.
AAAGUGAUACAAAUAAUAAUUUCAUCCUUAGCAGUUUACAAGAACUGUGCUGAACUCUACAAAGCUGGUAAACGGAACAGCGGUGUCUAUACAAUUAACCCCGAUAACACAGGUGCCUUCGACGUGUAUUGUGACCAAUCGACAGCCGGUGGGGGGUGGACAGUGUUCCAAAAGAGACUGGACGGCUCAGUUGAUUUCUACCGCGGCUGGGAUGACUACAAACGAGGCUUUGGAAAUCUGAAUGGUGAGUUUUGGCUCGGACUGGACAAGAUUCAUCGCCUUACAAAAGAGCGUAGCAAGCUUCAUGUGGAUCUUGAAGACACGACUGGAAAAACAGCUUACGCUGAAUACGACUUUUUUGGUGUUGCAAGUGAGAGAAGUAAAUACAAGCUGAGUCUUGGAACAUAUUCAGGUAAGUUUUUUUAAGGUGAAUCUUACAAGAAGCGUAGCACAUUAAUAAAAACAUAAAUUAGAAAAAAAAAAUCACAACUACCUGUAAUCCAAUCAACACCUCUUGAGGACACGGAAAGGCAAGUAAUUCAUGGUAGUGAAUUACUUGCCACACUAUAGGAAAAAAGCUUGCCUAGCCCCGGGCCUCAUUAUGCCGCGCGACCAAAGCGUUUCGGGCCACGUGGUCCAAGGCAAGGAAAAAACGUCUUAUUCUGAAUACGAUUUUUUGUUGUUGCAAGUGAGAGAAGUAAAUACAGCGAUUAUUCUUAUUAAGUAGGUUUGUUAAAGGAGUUCCAUUUUUCAAUGGAAUGUAUACGAACGAGGUUCCUUUUCUGUCAUAUGAAUUAUUUAAAAGGGUAAGGGGUUGGACCUCGGGGCGGAGCCUCCCCGUAGAAAACAUGAGGGAGGUUGAGCAAAAACGUUUUUUAGCGACACACGUCAACCGGAAUAGAAGCCUUGUCCUUUUUUGUAUGCCUUGACGAAGAAUUACCUUCACGUUACCAACUUUGUAUUGCAAAAGUGUAAGUGUCUUUACUCUUCUUACAAGGACGCCUUGCCGGAACAUUUGGGCAAAACCACUGAACAAGAACUCAAAAAAGUCCACUUUGGGUUGACGUGUGCUACUUAAAAACGUUUUUGCUUAAGCUGAUCGUAAUGCAGAUCCCCACUGUUGGGUAGCCCUGGAACCCGACCGCAGGGGCAUGUGGUUUUAACAAGACAUAUCAUCGUUUUUGUUUCAAUUCGCGCGCUUGACUUUCCGCGGAGAGACUUCAAUGGAAAUGGACAUACAAAACUAUCAGUGUUUUCGGCAAAAACGAAACGGCAACAAUUUUCCGUGUUCUUUAUUCUUAUGGCCCAUAGAAAUGACGUCGACGACAAAAUGUGCAAAACGUUAUUUCCAUUGGAGUUUUGAACAUUCUUGUGUCCUUUCUGUGGUUGGAUAUAAGAGUAAAGACCUACAGACCAUGGGCAAUUCUUGUCGAUAUGUUAAUCAUGAAAAUACUUUCCCGAACUACCAUAGUUUGAAAUAAGCGUUUCGUAUAAUUUCUGGUUUUGUGUCGUUCUUAUUGUUAAUUGCCCUUGGCAAAUAAACCCUUGUAAACGUUACUUUCAUCCCCAGGAACUGAUGCAUAUUAAGCAGCAUAAGAAACGUGACGUUUAUCAAAAAAUCCAUUUAACAAGAGCUUGUUUUAUAUACUGCAGUUUGUGGUGAAGUUGUGGGGUAGCUGUUUACGAACAGUUCUAGCUAGAAAUGAAAUAAUCGAAGUGUCUCUGCUUGUAAUACUUCAUCAAUGGAAUAUUUUUUCUUUAGGUACUGCCGGUGACUCGCUUUCAUAUCAUCGUGGCAUGGCUUUUACCACCAAAGAUUGUGACAACGACCCUAACUCCAGCAACUGUGCCAUAAUGUACAAGGGAGCCUGGUGGUUUAAAAGCUGCCACUUUUCACACUUGAAUGGUCUCUAUCUCCACGGGCAGCACUCUAACGAAUGGCAAGGCGUCAACUGGUAUUAUUGGAAGGGCAACAAUUACUCCGCCAAACGAGCUGAGCUGAAAAUCAAACCAGUUGAUACCUAG